This is a messenger RNA of Babjeviella inositovora NRRL Y-12698, 1643 nucleotides long. RefSeq lists its product as uncharacterized. Bases 1 to 1341 code for a protein of 446 amino acids. Gene Ontology annotation, cellular component: intracellular anatomical structure. Gene Ontology annotation, molecular function: oxidoreductase activity, acting on NAD(P)H, oxygen as acceptor. The record is from RefSeq and is a predicted model, not a curated record. NCBI's taxonomy places the organism in Eukaryota, Fungi, Ascomycota, Pichiomycetes, Serinales. The transcript has 2 exons.
AUGUCAGUCAUUAUCCUUACAGGCGCUUCCAGAGGCAUUGGUGCCUCUAUCGCAGAGAUCAUUCUUGCUCAACCCGACACCAAAUUGGUUGUUGUGGCCAGAUCCGAGCAGCCGUUGAACGACCUUAUCACCAAAUACGGCAAAGACAGAGUUAUCUCCGUUACCGGCGACAUUGCUGCCCCAGAAACCUCCACCAAGGCCGUCGAAGUGGCUCUUUCCUGCUUUGGCAAGAUCGACUCGGUGAUCGCCAACGCGGGAGUGUUGGACCCAGUGGACCCAGUGGCCAAGGCCGACGUAGCGCAGUGGAGGCGGUUGUUUGACAUUAACUUCUUUUCGAUCGUGGAUCUUGUCUCAAAGGCGAUCCCAGAACUCCGCAAGACCAAGGGAACUGCUAUUUUCGUGUCUUCCGGGGCCUCUACCAGUGGUUAUCAUGGGUGGGGUGCGUAUGGUGCGUCUAAGGCCGCGGUUAAUAGUCUCGCGAAGGCAAUUUCCGUUGAGGAAACGGACGUGAGAGCGAUUUCGGUUGCCCCUGGUGUGGUGGACACCCAAAUGCAGGCGGAUAUUCGGGAGGUGUUUGGGAAGAACAUGACCACUGAGGGGUUGAAGAGAUUCACCGACUUAAAGACCGAGAAUAAGUUGUUGAGUCCGGAAGUGCCGGCCACCAUCUACGCUAAUUUGGCUCUCAGGGGUUUCAGCGGCGAGCUCAACGGAGGGUACUUCCGAUACAACGAUGAAAAGUUGGAGGCCUACUCAAAAACAACCCCUACUCGCCUACUCAAGUCAACUCAAUCCACACACUUUUGUGUGCUCCGCUUCCACACCGAGCCCAUAUCCAUAUGGAACGAAUCACAGAUCGUCACUGAUCGCAAGUCCAAGUUCCAGGCGCGUUGUGUACCUCUUCGCUCCUGUGCUGCCAUUCCAGAUCUCAUAUCCCAGCUAAGGGUAUCAGACAAGACAAUCCUCAAAGCCUCCCAUGUUGCAAUGCUAGCCUGGAGAACUGGCGAGGAAGUUCACACACAACUGGCGAGUCCCAAGAAGAAAGCCAAAAAGGACAGGGUCGAGAAGAAACCAGUAUCUGUAACGUAUACCAAUAUCCAACAAGGGUUUGACGACUGCGGUGAAUCAGGUUCGGGUCAGCGGUUGCUCCAGGUGCUAGAGUCAUUGGACCUCGUAAAUGUAUGCGUGAUUGUCACCCGAUGGUACGGAGGGACCCAUCUCGGAUCCAUUCGGUUCCGACAUAUCACCACCUGUGCACUAGAAAGUAUCAUCGCGGGAAAAUAUGGAAAGUUUGGGGACACCAAGAGUGAUUCAAGAAAGAAGGGAAGGUCAAAACACACGUGAAAGGUAAUACAACCAGGAGACUCGGAGAACAGUCCGAAACAUCGAGCUUUGUCUGGUCAUUUUAUUUUGCAUUCUUAACGCCUGAAAUUUUGUGCAUAUCUACGUUUUAUGCUUGAGAAUACUACCGAGCUUGCUAAUCACCGCUGGUUCUAAGUCACAACUACUAGCCUCAAUGGGUCUGCAAACGUCUGUAAUGGACCUUCAAACCCGGCAUUUUCUGGGAUUAGUGCCUAUAAGUCCUAUUUAAAUUAAUGCUUGAUUCCCAUACUACAGUUCUGCAAUGUGCCUCGUAUAGCCUUCCC